Puma concolor (puma) is the source of this 877-nucleotide messenger RNA. Its product is annotated as CMRF35-like molecule 7. Gene Ontology annotation, molecular function: transmembrane signaling receptor activity. Gene Ontology annotation, cellular component: plasma membrane. NCBI's taxonomy places the organism in Eukaryota, Metazoa, Chordata, Mammalia, Carnivora, Felidae. The record is from RefSeq and is a predicted model, not a curated record.
CAAAGUGCAAGCUGGGGCUCCGGCAGAGCUCUGAGAGUCCAGCUGGGAUCCGAGUGUGAGCUCCGGUUGUGGGUCCAGAGGGACAAGGAGCCCGAGAGGCAGGACCAUGCCGCUGCCGCUAGUUCUUCUUCUCAGCCUCCCAGGUUGCCUCUCCAUCCAAGGCCCAGAGUCCGUGAGGGGCUUAGAGGGCGGAUCUGUGACUGUGCGGUGUGACUAUAAACCAAGAUGGGCGACCUAUAGGAAGUGGUGGUGUCGUGGAGCAUACUGGGAGUUGUGCAGGACCCUCGUUCAAACCACAGGAUCACAGGUAGAAGUGAAGGGAGACCGUGUGUCCAUUGGGGACAACCAGAGUCACCACUUCCUCACAGUGACCAUGGAGAAAGUCAGGCAAGAUGACACAGACACUUACUGGUGCGGGAUCAGCAAGAGUGGACCUGACCUCGGGGCACCUAUCAGAGUGACCAUUGAGCCAGAGGGAACACUUUUGACCACCUUGGCGAGCAUGCUAUCCAGGAGAACCACCAAUGGCCGUGCAGGGGUAUCGUCUGUCUCCUACAGCAGGAACCGCUACAUCCUUCUGGUGUUCGUGAAGGUGCCCAUCUUGCUCAUACUGGUUGGUGUUGUCCUUUGGUUGAAGGGCCUCAGUAACGACAGUCUGUCUACAUGAACUUGUCCUUGAUCUUCUCACCAAAGACACAGCAGCUCAGAAAGACGGAUGAACAGAACCUUCUGACCCCUGGACCCCAUUUCCAGAGGAGACGUGGGCUGUGGAAGAAAUGCCUCUGAGUCCUUAGGACACGGUGACUGAGGCUCGGGGUGCUAAGGUGAAGCCCGGGCACCCUCCUUGCUUGGCACAGCUCAGGGACAGAGCUCAGGG